AUGGCGCCCGUAGAGUCUGAAGACUCUACGAAGAUGAAUGGUUUCGCGUUACUCGGCGCCUUUCCCCCUCCACCAACACAACCCGUCAACGUAACGGACCGCCAUUUUAACGGGAUCAUUCGUAGUGUCCUACUCUCCUCUGGCGAAAGCGCUACAACGACCUGGGGGUUUCCAGAAAUAUCAGCUCAGGUCUCAGGCAGAGAACGGGUCGAUGCAAAGAGGGUCGACUCCUUCAAGCAGUUUCAGAAGAGUGUUACUCUGCUCAGAGAACAGCUCUCAAUGAUGGCACGGGAUAUUCGCUCGAUUUGCCGGCAUCACGAGGUGAUUCAUUCAGUCAUAAGGCUUGACAAGGCCCUGGAAAUUCUUCACUUCCUCGUCUACGAAAACGCCGCAGCCUUGUAUCCGCAGGAUGGAAAGAUUCAGUUCCAAGACGGGCGCCAGGAAUACUAUGGGUACAAGCUCAAUGGCCAUCAUUUCGAACAACCUGGCGCGAGUUCAGAAUAUUUCACCACGCAACUGAAAAAAGUGCUCGUGUCACUUCGCACCUUCUACAAUUGCCUCAUGGCGGUGCCGGAUUUCAGGCGACAUGCAGGGGAAGGGUCGUUGACGGCGUUCGAAGAAGACCUCGAGUUUUGGUUCCUGCACUGCAGUGAUUUCCCACGAGCGAGAUUCCGAGAACAUACUAUUCGGUUGUUCAUGCUCGAGCUCUCGAAACAUAUCAAACACGAUAUGGAUGGCAUGUGUGAAGUGAUUACGUCACUCAGGAAGGAAGCAAUCACUGUCUUAAAGAGGGAACAACAAGAGAGAUCUUCUCGUUACACGUACUUGACAGCGGUAGCCACCUUGCUUAGCGGCGUGACUGCCACAAUGCUGCAGUUUCAAGGUGGCACAAGCAAGUCAGCGGCCGAUGCCAACGCAACAUUCGCGGCGUUCUGGUAUCUUUCCCUAGUGCUGAGCAUUGCCUGCGCCGUAAACAGUCUCGCAGGGUACGCAUGGAUCGAGACCAAAUUGUGA
Messenger RNA from Punctularia strigosozonata HHB-11173 SS5, 1014 nucleotides. RefSeq lists its product as uncharacterized. The coding region runs from base 1 to 1014 and encodes 337 amino acids. Lineage: Eukaryota; Fungi; Basidiomycota; Agaricomycetes; Corticiales; Punctulariaceae. The record is from RefSeq and is a predicted model, not a curated record. The transcript is spliced from 9 exons.